AUUCAAGUAAAGCAUCUACUCAUAAUUUACCCGUACUCGCCCGUUCCAAUCAGUUUCGAUCUCAACCUCGACGUCGUACGACCUACACCUUUUUUCCAUUCAUACAGGAUUGACAAUCUUCAUCCGGAGUAAACAAAAAAAAAACAAACAACAUCAGUUCGAUUGGACCCAAACAAAACCGUACCUGAAGUAGAAGUUGCCUCAUCAAGCAGCAGCAGCGGCAGCAGAAAAAGAAAGAAGAAACCAGUUGAAAAAAACACAAAAUGGCUCUGCUGAACAAAAGUCAGAUUUCAACGAUGUUCAUCGUUCUGUUUGUUUGCCUAGCGUUGGCAUCCCUCAGUCAGGCAGCAGAAGAAACGAGCACCACCAAAUCUCAGGUUUCGGAUGAAGCCCUCGAUAAGGCCCUCAGCGAUAAGCGAUACCUGAUGAGGCAGCUCAAAUGUGCCCUCGGAGAAGUGCCCUGCGAUCCUGUGGGAAAACGAUUGAAGAGUUUGGCACCAUUCGUGCUACGAGGCGCUUGUCCUCAGUGCACCCCAACUGAGAUGAAUCAGAUUAAGAAAACAUUGGCCCAUCUGCAGCGAAAUUUCCCCGCCGAGUGGAACAAGCUGAUCCAAACCUAUGCGGGCUGAAUGAGCUUUUUCAAGGAGAAUCAACGCAAAAAAAAAACAGAAGUAGAACGACGGAAUAAAUGGCGCUUGAGGCUCAAAACGGGCGAAAAAUAAAUUUUAAAAACGACAACAGCGAGAAAAAAAAGUUACCCUCGACCAAAGCUCGAAACAAUAGCAACAAUUCCAACAUCAUCGGCGUAGAAAGUUGAAAAAAAGAAAAAAAAAUCAGCAGACACGGAGAGAAAAAGAAAAAAAUUCUACCAAGUUCGCGACAUUAAAAUGCCAACCGUCAGAAAAUAACACCGAGAGCAGCCAACUAAAAAUAUGAUAAAAGGGAGCAGCAGAACAGAGCAUAUCGUAGCAAAAAAAACAGAGUGGCAUAAAAAGGACCAAGAAAAGAUUCAACGCUGGCAAAAUUGCACGAGACAGAAUAAAUUCACUGUAAAACACAAUUAGCUGUUAUUAAAUAAAGAACCGUAGCGAAAUUUGAGAGACGGGGGCCAAAAAGGGGAGCUUUCAUUCGUUGAUGGGGGUAGCUACUGAGAUGACGAAAGAUGAAGGUUUGAGGAAUGAGUGUGGACGAAAGGGGAGAAAAUAUAUUUGAGGGGGAAAAGGGUUCGAUGAGUUACCACUUUUAUGUAUAUGUGAAUAUUUUUCAAACUUUUAGAGGAUAUUCAUCAAUAAACAAAGUUUUAAUUAAACGGA
Molecule: messenger RNA, 1313 nt
Organism: Uranotaenia lowii
Lineage: Eukaryota; Metazoa; Arthropoda; Insecta; Diptera; Culicidae
Product: putative odorant-binding protein A10
Exons: 4
Coding region: 264-629 (121 amino acids)
Source: RefSeq, a predicted model, not a curated record